AACAUCGACUCCAUUGACAACAUCACAACACCUUGGAGAAGAACUUAUUUGGGGAAAACCUCGUUCAUACUUCAUAGCACGGAAGGCUGAUGGGAUACUCCAAAAAAAAAAACAAAAAAAAACCUUAUUUCCUCUUUCAUAGUUUCCGAAAAACCUCGUUCCUAUUUUCAGGUUAGGGUUUCGUCAAUCAUAAGGAGCCAAUGCUAUUCCAUCAAUCUCGAUUUAGCAUAUCUUUGAGUUUCGGUACUUUUUACUGGUUUCUCUCUAAAAUUCAUUAUUUAUCUGGUUUUAUAUUCUUUUUUUCUUUCCAGCAAAAAAAAUUAUUUUGGGUAAAAUUACAUCUUUGUUUAUAGAGAGAACCUCUUUAUCAGUUUAUCUGGUAUAGAUUUGUGGAAACCCCAUGUAAAAGUUUUAAGUAUUGCUUAGGAGAAGUAUUUAUUUCUUUGAAGUUAUGAGUCAAGAGCCAAUUAUCUUUGACAUCAGUUCUGAUGAUGAAGAAGAAGAUAAUGGAGGAGUUCAGGAGGAAAGGAAAGAAACUGAAGAUGAUCAGAUUGAUUGGCUAUCAGAAUUACUUGAUUCUGCUGAAAGUAUAAAGGAUGAUGAUUCAUCUGAUGACGUUGUAUUUAUUAGUGAGGUUUCGUGUAGUUCUAAUAAGCUGAGAGAGAGUAGAAAUAAUAAUAAUAAGAAGGCAUCCGAUUUGAAGAAACCUGGUGUAGUUAGAAAGGAUGAUGAUGAUGAUGAUGAUGAUGAUGAUGAUGAUUGUUUGAUAUUGGAUGAAGAUCCUGAGAAUCCAGUUGCUGUUGAGAAUAAUAGUAAUGAGAAUGAAUCAGAUGAGUUGCUUGUUGUUAGCGAAAAAGGGCAGGUAGCAUGCAGAGAUUAUCCUCACUCACGAGAACAGUGUGCAACAUAUCCUUUCCGCACUGCGCCACACGAAAAGUACUGUGACCUGUGCCAUUGUUAUGUUUGCGACUUGCGCGCUCCAUGCAAAUAUUGGGGCGCUGGUCUCUCCAAAAAUGACCAUUGUCAUGCAUCUGAUAAGGAGGAAAUAUGGAAAGCUCAAAGGAAAUGCUUCAAGCUAAAAGCCACUCUAGCAAUGCAGAAACUUCCUGGGACAACUUCAUCAAAGCCCCACAUAGCCUCUUACAAAUCCGCAUCAACAUUUCCGCUUACUCAACCUAUGGGUAAUGGUUCUUUUCUAUCACACUCAGUCUCAUCAGCUGCAGUACGACCUUGUUUGCCAAAUUCCAACUUUGAUGUCCCUAAUAUCAUUAACCGGAGAAGUACGAACAUUGCACGGGUAGCAUCAGUCCCCUUGAGCAGAAAUAGAUACCCUGAUCACAUUAGCAGCAGGUCACCCCUAAUGUCGGGUGGUGGUACAAGUAAUAACAACAUUGCCAGAAGAGAUAGAGUUGGUGUUGCUUUAGGCCCACAUCCACAUACAAAUUUUAAAAGGGUGGGGUCUGUCGGUGUUGGUGCUUUACCUAAGCACCGAUUUGCCCACAGUUCUUCUGUUCAUUACAAUGAUCCGGCACAGAAAUUACAGGCAAAGAGGAUCUACCAGCCUUCAGUGAAAGUUCAAGGUGGAAAUUAUCAUAACCAAAGAUGUCAGAACUCCUUUGGGACCAUCGACUCCGCAGGGGAUAACACCUAUAAGAACCUAUCCCAACCAAGCUCAACCAUAAGUGGCAAUUCUGCAGAUGCUUUGUAUGAUACUGAACCCAGUAGUAACAUGCAGCAUCUGUAUCCGGUUGAGACUCCUGUUUCUAAUAUCACUAAUCCAAUCCCUUCAGAAUACAACUUUAAUUGGUUUAUGGAAACACAACCAACAGUGGACACAUAUCCCAUGGCAGAGGUUUCUCAAAUUCCAGGUCUGCAGCCAACCUCAGCCCCACCUUUACCUGUUGAUGGUACAGAUCCUUUCUACGGCUCUCCGCAUGAAAUAAGCGUGAACCCGACUGGUCAAUCAGAGUUGGAUAACUGGUUUGAUUCUCUUGCAAAUCAGUCAGUUUUGGGCACUGCUUCAAAUGAUACAGUGCCGUCACAGUCAGAUUUUGUUUCCUCUCAAGCUGACCUGUUGGGUGAUGGGGUUUUUGUGUUCGAUUUCGAAAACUGUUAAGAACCGUAAAUCUGUUAUUACUAGUAAAUAUAUUAAGUUAUCAUGUAAGUUGGUUAGCUAGCCGGGAAUCCCUAGAAGGAAAAAUGCUUGCUAUAUCUUAUGUUUAUCACGUCUGCAGGAUGGUUAGCUAGCCGGGAAUCCCUAGAAGCAAAAAUGCUUGCAGGAACCCGAUGCAUUAUGGGUUCAAUGUAGUUUAAUCUGGUUUACAGUUGUGUUGAGCUUCUUAGCUUCUGGUAUGUAAAUAAAAGACGUAUAUUUGUUUUCUGUUUCUAAUUCUAUCAAAAUUAAAUUAAAUUUGUAGAAGUGUUAUUACUUUA
This is a messenger RNA of Papaver somniferum (opium poppy), 2433 nucleotides long. RefSeq lists its product as uncharacterized. The record is from RefSeq and is a predicted model, not a curated record. Bases 452 to 2116 code for a protein of 554 amino acids. The transcript is spliced from 3 exons. Lineage: Eukaryota; Viridiplantae; Streptophyta; Magnoliopsida; Ranunculales; Papaveraceae.